Messenger RNA from Sinocyclocheilus anshuiensis, 611 nucleotides. RefSeq lists its product as uncharacterized. The transcript has 3 exons. The record is from RefSeq and is a predicted model, not a curated record. Gene Ontology annotation, molecular function: double-stranded RNA adenosine deaminase activity; DNA binding; RNA binding. Gene Ontology annotation, biological process: positive regulation of type I interferon-mediated signaling pathway. NCBI's taxonomy places the organism in Eukaryota, Metazoa, Chordata, Actinopteri, Cypriniformes, Cyprinidae. The annotation marks the transcript as partial.
AUGCCGUUCUUCUGUGGAAAAUAUGUAGUAGAAUGCCUGCUGUGUUCUGUAGAACACAAAAGAAAGAAAAACAAGAGCAAAAAGCAUCUGAACUGCAUUAAAUACCUUGCGGACAGAAGCAAAAUGCCUGCCGACACUGAAAUGGAGAGAGAGAUCUGUGACUUCUUGAGGCGAAAUGGCAAAAGCACAGCUUUGAUAAUUGCUAAAGAAAUCGGACUAGAUAAAUCCACCGUAAACAAACAUCUGUACAACCUAGAGAGAUCAAAUCAGGUGUUCAAAACUGACGAACAGCCUCCUGUUUGGGGCCUUAUGGAGAAGAAGAAUGAGAUCAAACCAGAGCUAAAGUCUCAGACGACCAGAGACACAAGCGAGGAGAAAGAUGUGGAGGAUCUGCUGAAGAGAUCAGGAGGUUUAAAAGCCCAUCAGAUCGCCACAGACCUGGGACAGCCGAAACAAACCAUCAACAAACAGCUGUACAGUAUGGAGGAGAAGGGUAAAGUACAGAAAUGCAGCAAAAGCAAAGUGUGGACUCUGAAUGAGGAGUGGAGCCAUGAUAGUUUCAGCCAAGAGAGUUCCUGUCCCAGUGAUCAUGGACUGGACUCAGUUUCAGG